This is a messenger RNA of Syngnathoides biaculeatus (alligator pipefish), 2488 nucleotides long. RefSeq names its product carboxypeptidase N subunit 2. The record is from RefSeq and is a predicted model, not a curated record. Gene Ontology annotation, molecular function: protein binding. Lineage: Eukaryota; Metazoa; Chordata; Actinopteri; Syngnathiformes; Syngnathidae. Gene Ontology annotation, cellular component: plasma membrane. Bases 82 to 1839 code for a protein of 585 amino acids. The transcript has 2 exons.
UGAAUCACAAUCAUUAGUUAUUUUCAACCCCUCAGACAGACGCAAAAGACGGUCCUGUAAUUUCACUAAAAAGUAAAAAGCAUGGCCUGCAUCAGACGGAUCAAUUACUCUGUUUUUGAGUUUAUUAUUAUUUUUUUUUUUUUCACUGAAUGCUUAGCGAUUCGAGUCAUUAAACUCUUGACUGACGUAACUGUGCUCUUGGAUAUCAUUUUGGCUAUUCUUCCCAUUUCUCCACACAACGAUGUGGCCCCGGCCCCUCCGCUGGAAAAAAUGGAAAGAGGAUUGCAGCCGACUUUGUUCCUGCUGUUGCUUCUGUGGCCCAAAGGCGCCAUGUUGUCCCACUCCAACUGUCCCUACAGAUGCCAGUGUUUUACCCCGAUCCAAGUCCUGUGUGCUGAUGAACACAUGACAUCAGUGCCCAAAAAUAUAUCCCGGGAAGCCAAGGAACUCGUCAUAAUGACAUCAGCCUUGCACUACCUGUUCCCCAGCAGCUUUGAGGAGGGUCUCCAGCUCCACAAGCUCGUCUUCUUCAACAAUCAACUGCAGAAUAUUCAUUCUCAGGCCUUUCACAACUUAUCUGAGCUUGAAGAACUGGAUAUCAGCGGGAACCCCUGGCUGGAGAAUUUGUUUCUGGGGACUUUUUCCAAGCAAGAAAACCUUACCAAGCUGCAGCUCAACUAUAACAAGUUUCAAACGCUUCUUCCUGGUAUCUUUAACUCUCUUAAACAUUUAGAGACCCUGGAGAUGAAAGCCAACACCAUAUCAGUUUUGCCUCCAUUUUUGUUUCAGAAGCUUCAAAAUUUACGCGUGUUGGAUUUAUCUCUUAACAGAAUCCAGAACGUAGAAAGAGAGACUUUAUCUGGCUUGACUGGACUGGAGAUACUUAAAAUGAGCAAUAACCAAAUUAGCAAUAUUUCAUCAGACACUUUCCAUCAUGUGGGUCAGCUGAUGGAGCUUCACUUGGAGGGGAAUAGAAUAUCGGAACUUGAUGAUGAAAUCUUCUCCGCAUUCACCAAACUCAAGGUGCUGAACCUCCGCAGAAACCAUCUCUUAACUUUCAGCGGUCAAGUGUUUGGACGCCAGGUUUCAAAUUUAACCGAGUUGGACCUGAGAGGAAACAGACUGACGAGGGUGUCCGCUUUCAGCCUGCUGAAAUCACUGACCGACGUUCUCUUGUCAUCCAAUCAGCUUUCGAGCCUUCCUGACGACAUAUUUAGAAAUGUCACCACACUAGAGAACUUGGAUCUCUCAGAAAACCAGCUCACGUCAUUACCAGACGGAAUCUUUGAUGAUCUCAAGAGCAUCAAAAUCAUCCAUCUCCAUAAAAACAAGCUGAGCAGCUUGGAUCCCGGAUUGUUUAAGGACCAGGGGUUCAUUCAGCAGCUUUACCUGUCUGAGAACCAGCUGCAAAAUCUCCCUCCGGGCCUUCUGGACCACUUUGCGCUCCCGCACAUACUGCGACUAUAUGGAAACCCUUGGAAAUGUGACUGCCACAUGUGGUAUUUGCAUGAUUUCGUGCUGAACAAUGACCAGGACAUCGAGAUGCCGGACAGGAUGCUGUGCGAGAAUCCCGAGUUCCUGCGGAGGCGAUCAGUGGCGUCCAUUGGCAGGGACGAGCUUCUGUGUCAUUUGCCCAGGGAUGAGAGGAUGGACCUGAGCAGCUGUAGCCUUCAAAAGUCCGGUGACUCACUGCUCAUCAAGUGCAAAGUGGACAAAUGUUCGCCACUGACUGUAAAAGUCCAGUUUUUGGAGCGUAACGGAAGUACUCGAGAACACAUUUGGAAAAAUGACGGUUCGGAGUGCAGCAAUGUGACAAUAUCAGAGGUGCCCAUGCCAUAAACCUCUCUUGAUUUCUUUACGAUUUGACAGAGUCAAAUUGCCUUUGUCAAGAGUUGCCAGAUGUGUUCGCUCUGUCAGUCAAUUCUGCAAACAAACGCAGCAGAUGAUUACCGGCAUGCGAGGGUGGAUGAACCUUUUUUUUGCAAGGUUCAAAGGUUCAGUCCCCCUCUUGUUGCGAUGCUAUCGUCACCAAAAGGGACAUGUUAAUCAUCCAUCAGCAUGUACAGUCACACGUACACUAGACCAGCGUAUCCCAACCGUUAUUGAGCAAAGGGAUGUUUUUAUACAUUAAAAAAAAAAAUCUCUCUGCUCACCACCAAACAAAAAUCUCACAAAAAGUGAAUACCCUUUUUCAAAUAUAUACCUUCUACCUUCUGGUGGAUGAUCAUUUAAUUGUUUUGUCUCAAUUAACUCAAUUAAGUGACAUUUUUUUUUUUUUUUUUUGGCGCAAUGGUUGGAAAUCUUCCAAGGUUCACGGUUUUAUCCUGUGUGGAGCCCCAUAAUAACAAAAAAAUACAGAUUUAAUAGAAAAAGAAAGGUAGUGCAUUAUAAAGUUUUUGUGAAAAUGUAACAUUUCCUGUCCUUGUCAAACAAAUUUACAGUUUGUGGGGGUCACCAGCAUGAUGCCUGCAGGCACUUGGUAGCCCCC